This is a messenger RNA of Gongylonema pulchrum, 345 nucleotides long. Lineage: Eukaryota; Metazoa; Nematoda; Chromadorea; Rhabditida; Gongylonematidae. The record is from the annotation of a GenBank genome assembly.
GUAUCAGUUGAAAAUUUUAUGCGCGUCAUGACUGGGAGAGUUCAUACAGCCACGCCACGCUCCAAACGUCUUCUCUCAGAUCACCAGAGUAAUAUUCUCAUUUAUCUUACCGGGCAUGGUGGCGACAGUUUUCUGAAAUUCCAGGAUUCCGAAGAAUUGACAAAUGUUGAUUUGGCGGAUGCCAUCGAGACGAUGUACCAGGGAAAUCGGUAUAAUGAAAUGUUGGUGAUCGUGGACACAUGUCAGAGCGAAUCGAUGUAUCAGAAAAUAUAUAGCCCCAACGUGAUUGCAACCAGUAGUUCCCUUGUUGGCGAAGACUCCCUUUCGUACGACGUCGAUCAGUGA